AUGCUGGCUCGUCUUGGCAGGCCAAGGGCUUGGAUUUUCCGUGUGUCUCUUGACGAGUCGACGGUCAACCUCUCUGAGCCCCGAAAGGCGGAUCAAGGAACCUUGACGUGCUGCGUCGUCCGGCUCAUCCGCAAGCUAUUGAACUUUUUGGGGCCGGGGGAGAGAGAGAGAGAGAGUAGCGGGAGAGACAGAGUCAUCAACAUCAUCAUCGUCGUCGUCGUCGUCGUCGUCGUCGAGAUCACGGCCGCCCAGCCCAGCCCGAGCGACCGCCAGAGCCUGUGCGUACGCAAGGACGGCAGCAAGGUAGACAGCACAGCAGACCCCCCGGCAUACCCAACGCCAUUACGUCGUUCGGGCUCUUGUUCCCGGGGGAAGGGCCUUGGUGUGUUGCUGGUCGUGGUCGACUGUGGCCGUGCCUUUGCCUUGCUGUGCCUGUGCCUGUGUGCCUCACCUUGCCUUACCUUUGAGCUGAUCUUUCUGGUCUGGUUUCUGCUGGACCGGGACCUUGACCUGGGAGUCUGGGACCAGCUGCCAAACUGCUGCUACCUUGCUGCAGCGCAGCCGACUGACCUGCGUGACGGUGACGGUGACGGUGACUGGGUACCUCACUCACUCCCCGUACUCCCGGAGGUACUCCCGUACUUGGUACACCUCUCAGAGUACCUCUCAGAGUACCUCUCAGAGUUCCUCUCAGAGCGCUGA
Messenger RNA from Colletotrichum costaricense, 702 nucleotides. RefSeq lists its product as uncharacterized. NCBI's taxonomy places the organism in Eukaryota, Fungi, Ascomycota, Sordariomycetes, Glomerellales, Glomerellaceae. The record is from RefSeq and is a predicted model, not a curated record. Bases 1 to 702 code for a protein of 233 amino acids. The transcript has 4 exons.